This is a messenger RNA of Aethina tumida (small hive beetle), 1075 nucleotides long. RefSeq names its product exosome complex component MTR3. NCBI's taxonomy places the organism in Eukaryota, Metazoa, Arthropoda, Insecta, Coleoptera, Nitidulidae. Gene Ontology annotation, cellular component: nucleolus; nuclear exosome (RNase complex); cytoplasmic exosome (RNase complex). Gene Ontology annotation, biological process: poly(A)-dependent snoRNA 3'-end processing; rRNA catabolic process; nuclear mRNA surveillance. The coding region runs from base 110 to 946 and encodes 278 amino acids. The transcript has 2 exons. The record is from RefSeq and is a predicted model, not a curated record.
UUUCUGCGAUUUAAAUUCUUCUUUAUAAGUCAUAACCUCAAAAAUGGUUUCAUAACCUAAAAGUAUAUAAACACAUUGUGUUUACUUGUAGACCGUUUCUCAAAACAAAAUGCCUGUCGAUCACAGACGAAUUAAUGGUCCUGAGGACACUGUUCCAUAUCAUUUGUUUAGCAAAUUAAACAUACAAUCGCUGUCUUCAAAAUUCGCCGACGUUUAUAAAAAUGGUAAACGAAAGGAUGAUAGAAAAUCAAAUGAACAUAGGAAAAUGUUUACUGAUGUGGGAGUUGUUUCCCAAGCAAAAGGAUCAGCUUAUGUAGAACAGGGUGAAACUAAAGUUAUUGUUGCUGUGUAUGAUCCCAGAGAAAUUCCCAACAGAACAGAAUAUAGUUUAAUUGGAGAAAUAUAUUGCGAAUUCAAAUAUGCCACAUUUAGCUGUCAAAAAAGGAGAUUACAUCAGUUAGAUGCUGAAGAAAAACAUUACAGCACAAUAUUAAAACAAGCUCUCGAAUCAACAGUUUGUCGAUGUGAGUUUCCCAAUUUUCAAGUGGAUGUUUACGCUUUAGUUCUGCAUAAUGAUGGAUCUGCUCUAAGUGCAGCAAUCACAGCUGCCGGUAUGGCUAUGGCAAAUGGUGGAGUUCCUAUGUAUGAUAUAAUUACUUCUGCUACUUUGGGUGUUCAGAACAAUGUUAAAUUACUAGAUGUUAGUUUGGAAGAAGAGAAAUUAUGUGCUACUAACAUCUCCAAAGAGUAUACAAAUGGUACUGUUACUUUGUCAUAUGUAAAUUCACAUGAACAAGUUUCCCAGAUAUUUGUCAAUGGACACUUGUCUUUGGAAGAUGUUACUGAAAGUGUUCAAAUGUUGACACAAGCUUGUAAGGAUAUUGUUCCAUUAGUACAAAAGAAAUUAGUUAAAAGUGUUUAUAAUAAAAUUCAAGAAGAACAAUAGAAUUAUUUUAGAGAAUUUCUUUAUAUUAAAAACUUUUAAGAAUUUUAUUUUUUUAUUUAGUUUUAUCAAUUAGAAGCUAUACAUGUCAAAAACAAAUAGUUAACCAAUUACAAAUCUGUUUGAAAAGUU